Messenger RNA from Boleophthalmus pectinirostris (great blue-spotted mudskipper), 1996 nucleotides. RefSeq names its product premelanosome protein b (gene pmelb). The record is from RefSeq and is a predicted model, not a curated record. Lineage: Eukaryota; Metazoa; Chordata; Actinopteri; Gobiiformes; Gobiidae. Gene Ontology annotation, cellular component: melanosome. The transcript is spliced from 14 exons. Gene Ontology annotation, biological process: melanosome organization.
GUUCCACUUUUUAGGAGCGGCUACUUCUGCUCCUCCGCGGCCGGGACAGGAGCGCUCAAAGGCGGGCAGGAGAGCACAGAGCCGCCGUGUGGAUGCACCGAGACACUGGAGGAGUGGAAAUACAAAGAAUGUGACUCGAGUUGGAGCUGGCCUGGAGGAUUUCAGAGGAUGGGGGCGUGGUGGGUUAAUAGGUCAGACUUCGGAAAGCUUAUAAGGCCCUCACCCCUGCCCCAUGUUCACAAAAGGGAUUUUUCAUUGACUCUGUGGUGCUGUGAAAAUGCAGGCGACCAUUGGGCUCUUGGCUCUACUGCUGCUCGCUGGGACCAGUCUGGCAAAGCCCAAAAAACGUUUCACUCGGUUUCCUUCAUGGAAUACAAAGAUGUAUCCAGUCUGGAAAGAAGGAGACCCACGCCUUCACGACUCCUGGAAAGGUACAAAAUAAAACGAUGGGGAAAAGUGAUUCAAUGUGGCAAACGACUCCCCGACUCUGACCGCAGCUAAAGUGACCUUCACUAUCGAACUGCAGUUUCCCCACGGCCAGAGAGUGCUGUCCCCUGGAGGAGACGUGGUGUGGGCAGAAGACGGAGAACAUAAUGGAACCCAUCACGCCGCGUCAGAGCCGAUGUACCCUCUGGAGAGUGCAGACGAGGAGCUGGUUUUUCCUGAUGGAACUCCAAUAAAAGAUGACAAGAAACCACAAUAUGUGUUUGUGUGGAAAACAUGGGGUCAGUAUUGGCAGGUGGCAGAUGGUCCCUGCUCCUCUCUCACCAUUGGCACAGAUGACGUUCCUCUUGGAUCUUACAUCAUGGACAUCGUGAUCUACCACUACAGAGGCAGGCAGAAGUUUAUACCUCUGGGAUACGCCUCCACACAGUUUUCCAUCACCGAUCAGAUCCCAUUCUCCGUUUCCUUGGACCAGGUGAAUGACAUUGUGGCUGGAGAUCUGCGCUUUGUUCAGAACCGUGCAAUUGCGUUCACUGUAACCCUCCAUGACCCCAGCGAAUACCUCAGCCCGGCCGACAUCACCUUUAAUUGGGACUUUGGGGACGAGAGUGGGGCCCUGAUCUCCAGAGAGCGAACCGUCACUCACACUUAUGUAAACUCAGGCUCAUUUAAGCCUCAAGUUGUGAUCCAGGCAGUGAUCCCGGAUAAGAGCUGCGAGCCUGCCGUCACGCCCACCAACCCCCCCACUGAGAAAGCUCCAGUAGUGAUAUCUGCAGUGCCUGUGGACAAAUCCUCUCAGCCAAACUCUACUCCAUCUGAUGCAGAGGAAGACGGCUCUGAGUAUGAGUCCUCCUCUCCACCAAACUCACAGGACACUACCAACGAAGAGGACAAUGCUCAUGGGACUGCAGGAGCAAAGGGAGGGUUGACGCUCACUGGAAAAGCGGCUGUUAUUGUCUCUACAGAGAAACUCACAGAUGACCCUCCCAAUGACGACUGUGUGAUCUAUCGCUAUGGAUCCUUCUGUACCGGCAUCGAAGUCUUUGAGGGCAUUGACAAAGUGGAGAUCGUGCAGAUGGAGAACUCUUUGCUGGCGUCAGAAAUGGUCAAAAACGUUUUGGACAUCACCGUCACCUGCCAGGGAAGCUUCCCAAAGGAGGUGUGCAGUGUGAUUUUGGAUGCAGACUGCUUCAGGCCUCUGCACUCUGAGUGUAACAUGGUGGAGCCGUCCAAACAGUGUCAUCUAGUGCUCAGACACUUCUUUAACACCUCUGGCCUUCACUGCAUCAACGUGUCCAUGGCCAACGAUGUCAGCCUGGUCCAAACCUCUGCUAAGUUCAACAUCCACAUGGGUUCUCAUUUGCCUGGGUCAGUCCUCCUUGUGCUGAUCUUGGGAGCGUUUUUAGUGUCUCUGGUUGCAGUGAUGGUGGCUCUUUCUCUGAAGCAUGUGGUGAAGUCCUCUUGCUGGCAGUCCAGUCCUACCCCAUUCAGAAUUUCUGAAAAUGAAAAAUACAGCGUGGACAAGCGCCCCCUGCUGCCAGAAACACUGUGA